Molecule: messenger RNA, 310 nt
Organism: Ailuropoda melanoleuca (giant panda)
Lineage: Eukaryota; Metazoa; Chordata; Mammalia; Carnivora; Ursidae
Gene: FAM240B
Product: family with sequence similarity 240 member B
Exons: 3
Coding region: 74-310 (78 amino acids)
Source: RefSeq, a predicted model, not a curated record
CAGAGCUGUGAAACUUGACCUACUUUGCACUACAGCAGGAUAUCAGCUCACCUGCAAAUUCAUCUUUAAGGGGAUGAAUAAUCAAUAUAUCCGUCGGGAAGUCUUCUGCUGUGAAACUUGUCAUGAGCUCAAAAGCUUCUGGGAAAAAGAAAUUAGCAAACAGACUUGUUACAGGGAACUGGAAGAAGAUCGUCAGGGAAGGAGCGCCCUGAGAAAGCUCAGAGAAGAAUGGAAACAGAGACUGGAGAAAAGGUUGCAGAUGCUGGACAAUCCUGAUGAGAAGAAAAAGCAGGCAAGCACAGUGGGCUGA